Molecule: messenger RNA, 2392 nt
Organism: Oreochromis niloticus (Nile tilapia)
Lineage: Eukaryota; Metazoa; Chordata; Actinopteri; Cichliformes; Cichlidae
Product: intersectin-2-like
Exons: 2
Coding region: 110-1702 (530 amino acids)
Source: RefSeq, a predicted model, not a curated record
AGCACGUUUCUUACACAGUCACGAGCGAUUCACUGGAUGAACUUUUGUUCUGCUACCCUCAGUUUUAUCUCAAUAUCUGAUUCAUUGUAACACCGUAGCUUUGUUCCAAAUGUCAAAAAUGAGCAACCUAAAAGCAAAACCAGAAUUUGUGUGCACUCUGCCAAAAAGUGCACUGGACAAGCUUAUGCAGGUUAGGAAAGCCUUCCAAAACACUCUCUCUGAAAAUCAACUUUUAAAAGAGGGUACAAAGACAGCCAGACAGCAAAUCAAACAGCUGAUGGCCCAAAUUUCAGUGGUGCGUGCCAAGCUGGACCAGUAUGAGAUCCAAGCUGGAAAACUCACUGAUGAAUCAGUGUCACGCAAAGUGGAAAUGAGCAGCGCCACCAAAGAAAAAGGGGAUCAGACUUACUCAGGUCAGACCAGAAACUUUGAAGUUGAGAUGAACCGUCUGAAACAGCAGCUUCAGCAGAGGGACAGCGAAAUCCUGAUCCUCAAACAGGAGAAGGACAGUCUGUCUGCCAAACUUGCACAGCUUCAGACACACGAGAAACCAACAUUUGUGUGCACUCUGCCAAAGAGUACACUGGACGACCUUAUUCAGGUUAGGAAAGCCUUCCUAAAAGCUCUGUCUGAAAAUAAACUUUUAAAAGAGGAUUCAAAGACAGCCAGACAGCACGUCAAACAGCUGAUGGCGCAAAUUUCAAUGAUGCGUACCAAGCUGGACCAAUAUAAGAUCCAAGCUGGAGAAGAAAGAGAGGAUCAGACUUGUUCAGAUCAGGCAAAGAUCCUGAAACAGGGGAAGGAAAGUCUGUCUGCUGAGCUCGCACAGCUGCAGAAACACGAGGUCUCUCUGAAAGAAACUCUGUGGAAUGAGAAAACACACAGAGAGAAUCUGGAGCAGGAGAAGAAAGUCCAGCAGGAAGAAAAUAAGAAAGUCCUGGAAGAGCAGAAAGUGGUGAAGGACACAGAAGACAUGCAGAAAAAAACGGACGAGCAGACCAAGGAAUUAGCGGAGGCAAAGACAGAGGCAGUAGAGACGGCAACCCCAGAGUCGUCCUCAUCAAAGGCUGAAAUAUCAACACUGGAGAAAACACAGGAAAUGGAGGAAAAGUUGUGUGUCAACAGACUGAUCCAGUUGGUGGUUUCUCAGGCCAUAGAAAAAGUCUCCUCUAAAUACAAGCUCUUCACAGAGCGCCUCACUCCUGACUGCAUCAGCGAUCGCCUGAUUCAGAAAAUCUGGCCUGAAAUCGAGCUGAAACAUUUGGAUCUGUCCCGAAAAUGGCUGAGAAAUCUUGACGAGGCCAUUCUCAAGGAUCUAUGCAUAGCACACAGCUGCAAGGACAAACAUUUGAUUAUGAAGCUGAGGGAACAGCUUGAUAAUAUUACUGUCCCAGCCUUCACCAAAAAGCUGUUGUCAUUACCAAGAAGAGUCCUCAGUGUCUCUAAACACAGAGAAGAGUACAAGGACAUGGUGAAAAACGUCACUCAAGAUCUGGUAAUGCACGCUAUGAGCCAAGAAAAUGAGACGACAACAUGGCAUCCAGGAACAUCAGAUUUUAUUAUACAGAGGCUUUCCCAUAAGAUCUGGACGGACUGGAUUGGUGCGGAGGGGCCAGGAGGAGGUGUUGGCCGUCCAGUUAGGGUCUGGGAUGCAGGUCAGGUCUGUUUGUCUCCACCCCGGGGUAACAUCUCCUGGGUCUAGGUGCGAUUUCCCCCUCUGGGGGCAAGAGUACCUGGACCUGGGGUAUAGAGUAUGUUUGGGGAGUGUGAUUUUGUGUACAAUGUCCAUUUCUAUCUGUAUUUACAUUGGGUGAGUGCUGUGUAUUUGUAAAAGUGUGCAUGAGGGUGGUAAUGCACAUUUGUGUCUGUGUGUGACUGUUUGUCUGUGCCUCUGGCCUCUGGGGCUGCGGCUCGGUCGGGCCUCUUCCGGGGUGUGGGGGCCCUCAGGCCUCCGGCAUCUGGGCCUGCGGCUCGGUUCACUGUGGCACAGCUGGCUGCCGGCAGAGCCCACGGGCACGCCACUGCAGCCCCCUCUGGCUUCUGGGAAGGGAAUUUUUUUGUUUUUGAGUGCCCAAAAUAACCCCUCUCCCAACUUCCUUCCCUCAUCACCAACUGGCCGAGGCAGAUGGCCACCCCAUCCCAGAGCCUGGGUCUGCCGAAGGUUUCUCUCUUUUAAAAGAGAGUUUUUCCUUCCCACUGUCGCCAAAGUGCUUGCUCUAGGGGGUUGGAGUUUUUGUGCAUUAUUGUAGGGUCUUGACCUUACAAUAUAAAGCAACAUGAGGGAAGUGUUGUUGGGGUUUGGUGCUGUUUCUUAAAUCAAAAUGUCCAAUUACAACAGGACAUUUUAAUGUAAGAAACAGCACCAAAGCACUAAAUAAAAUCAGAAAUAAAA